AUGGAGGAAUGCCCUUCCUUAAUGAAUGUUAGCUCGCAUCAGACUAAGCCAAUUGCACGAAACAAUGAGCAGAGUCAGUCAAUUCCAUCAUUUCAAGAGCCGAAUACCAACGAUCUUUCAAAUAAUCCCUUUGGCUCUGAAAGCCCAUCACCUGAUCCAGCUACUUUCAUUGAUCCAUUCUCACGGAAACCAGCCUUGAUGUCGCCAUCAUCCUUCACCGUUUCAGACUCUCCAAGCAUCUGCAAUGAUGGAAAAGCCUCUGCUAAAUCUCAGUAG
Molecule: messenger RNA, 276 nt
Organism: Protopolystoma xenopodis
Lineage: Eukaryota; Metazoa; Platyhelminthes; Monogenea; Polystomatidea; Polystomatidae
Source: the annotation of a GenBank genome assembly